UAGUGGCAGGCAAUCGCGGCCCGCGCCAACACGCUAGUCGCUCCGAAGCCCGAUUGCCAGUCUUAGCAAGGUCGCUCUCAAGUCGCCACGCGAGUGCAACAGCGCACAAAUAACUUUAAACGCGCGAAAAAUGGCAGCUACCGAAGAACUAAGCGGAAUUCUAAUGAGGAGACAGGCGAUCAACGACAAACUCGACGAGGGCUUAGACAUUAAACCGAAAUAUAAAUUCGUCAAUGUAUUCACCGAGUUCCACGAAUUUAGCAGAAAGGAAAUAAAACAGUACGAGCAAACCUUCAACAAAUUUGACGAGGGGCGAGAUGGCUUUCUAGACUUGAACGAAGUAAAACGCAUGAUGGAACGUUUAGGGGCUCCUCAAACACACCUUGGAUUAAAAGCCAUGAUUUCAGAAGUAGAUGAAGAUGGCGACAACAGAAUUAGUUUUAGGGAGUUCUUACUUAUAUACAGAAAAGCGAGAGCAGGAGAACUCGAAUCGGAUUCAGGGUUGGAAGCAUUCGCGAGACUGACCGAAAUAAACGUAGAUCAAGUAGGAGUUAACGGGGCGAAAAAUUUCUUCGAAGCUAAAAUCGAAGAACUAUCUAAAACUAACAAGUUCCACGACGAAAUAAUACAAGAACAGGAAGAAAAACGUCGCGAGGCAGAAGAAAAGGCUUUAAGGAAACAGAGGUUCAAAGAAAAAUCUGCGAUCUUUCAACAUUAAUUAGAGCUAGGUUAGGUUGUUGUAUCUAGUCCAUAAGCUGUUACCAUGUAAUAUGUUUAAGAUGUAUAUUGUAGGUGUAUCUUGUAAAAUAAUUUUAUAUAAGUUAAAAGAGUUGAGUGUUUUCGGUCAAUAUAGGUUUAUCUUUACAUUUUCGAGAAGUUUUCUGGCAAAAAUAUUACAGCUAUGCUGCUGAAACUGUUAUUUCGAUAUUUGGUCCAAUCACCUUGAUGUAAUUCCAAUCUUUAUGUUUUCAACACGUAAGCGCAAAAAGCAUUCGUUUGAUGACUUCCUUAUGCUUUGCUCAAUGCGUUACGAAUUUUGAUGCAUAGUAGGAGUGAACUAGUUUGCAUCUAGGUCCCUGGUAAUGUCAACAGAAUACUUUCAUAUUUUUAAUUGUAUAACUUGUUAAGUAUAUGUAUGAGAGAUAUAUGUUAAGAAUCUUAGUUACUUCCUCAAAAUAUAACAAUAGUGGGUUACGGUCUAAACUUUAGGUAAACUUUGUAAGGUAAAUUUUCUGUUUUUUGUCUUUACAUUAAAAAUUAACCAAAGGCAAACCAUGUUUUUCAACCUAAAUUCCUUGUUAAUCGUAUUUGUAUGGAUUAUGCCAAGCUAUCCAAUUAUUAUUUUAUUUAUUAUGGAAAUUAAAUUUGUAAAUAA
Pieris brassicae (large cabbage white) is the source of this 1375-nucleotide messenger RNA. RefSeq names its product EF-hand domain-containing protein D2 homolog (gene Swip-1). The record is from RefSeq and is a predicted model, not a curated record. The transcript has 3 exons. The coding region runs from base 131 to 718 and encodes 195 amino acids. Gene Ontology annotation, molecular function: calcium ion binding. Lineage: Eukaryota; Metazoa; Arthropoda; Insecta; Lepidoptera; Pieridae.